Molecule: messenger RNA, 642 nt
Organism: Encephalitozoon romaleae SJ-2008
Lineage: Eukaryota; Fungi; Microsporidia; Unikaryonidae
Exons: 1
Coding region: 1-642 (213 amino acids)
Source: RefSeq, a predicted model, not a curated record
AUGGAAUAUAAAAUACAGAAAGACCAGGAGCUUCUAACCCUGAUAGACAACAUUGAAAAGAGCUAUGACCCUUCUUCUCCGAACUACAAGUUCAAGUAUGUGUUUUAUAAUAAGGUUGAUGGGCCUUUUGGACGCCCUUUGGAUUUUCCAGAGACUCUAUGGAAUAUCUCUUUGACAAGCGAUCCAACAAUGAUGCCCGUACUCUUAAAAGGAGACGAGAUCGAGCAUAGAAAGUCUUUGCAAAUGGACGCAUGCAAGAGGAUUAAUGACUCAUAUGAUUUCUUGCGGAAGAAAAUAGGUGGGCUGAGAAUGAGAUCUGAAAAGCUCAAGUCGAAGAUAGAUGGGUGCCUUCAGAUAUACAGAAAGAUCUUUGGGGGUGUUUAUAACCGAUUCAAGAAGGAAGAGGGAAAGUGCACUUUACUGGACCGUAUAUACAGAGCAUAUCUCCCACUGAGCAAAAGAGAAAAGCUUUGUGUUACACAGAAUAAGAAUGAGGUGAUCGACUUUUUGGAGGAUCUAAGAGGGACAGGGGAGAAAAUCCUAAAAGAAGUGGAUAAUGCGCUACAGGAACGUCAGAAGCAAACGGUUAUACUGAAUGAGUUGGAUAAGGUUCAAGAGCCCUUUUCUAGAAGUACUUGGUGA